GUGUGCUCUUUUGCGGCUGCUGCUACUGCAGCAGUAGCGCAGCAGCAAGAGCGGCUCAGGUUGAUUUAGAAUACGGAUGACAGUGGCCUGGCGCGAGCCCACGACUGACGAAAGCUGCUUAUCCCGCUCGGUUUCCAUGGAGACGAGCAGGAGCAGCGGCGGCAGCGGCAGCAGCAGCGAGGCUGUCAGGGAGCUCGGCUGCGAUCGCGCGUCCCCGUCCGCGGGGGUCUGCAGGAGGAAGGAGGAGGCCGGGGCUGGGACCCUCGCGGCAGACAUGGACUUGCAUUGUGAUUGUGCCGCUGAAACGCCGGCCGCCGAGCAGCCGUCGGGGAAGAUUAAUAAAGCUGCUUUCAAAUUAUUCAAGAAGAGGAAAUCGGGUGGCACCAUGCCCAGCAUUUUUGGGGUCAAAAACAAAGGGGAUGGGAAAAGCUCAGGUCCGACGGGGAUGGUGAGGAGCAGGACCCACGACGGAUUAGCCGAGGUGGUGGUGCUGGAGGGCAGCAAAAAGGAGGAGCCGCGCGCCGGGGGCGACAGUGGCGGGGGCCGUGGCGGCGGUCGGCCGAACCCCGGGCCCCCCAGAGCCGCGGGGACCGGCGUGGGCUCCCUAGCCAACAGCUCGGUGGCUAAGUCUCACAGCUUCUUCUCCCUUUUGAAAAAGAACGGGAGAUCGGAAAACGGCAAAGGAGACCCUGCAGAGGCGAGCAAGGCUGGCGGCAAACAAAAGAGGGGGCUGAAAGGGAUCUUCAGCAGCAUGCGCUGGCACAAGAAGGACAAACGCGGCAAGGAGGAGGAGAAGGAGGCGCACGCGGCCGGCCAGGGCAGCCUCAUUUUGCCGGGCUCGCUCACCGCCAGCCUGGAGUGCGUCAAGGAGGAAACGCCCAGAGCCGCGUGCGAGCCGGAGACCCCCAGCCAGGACGCCCCUCGAGACCCAGCAGGUGAGCUCGGAGGGGGAGAGGAGGUGCCGGCCUCCGCCGAUCGCGCCCCAGCGCGGACCUGCUGCGAGGCCGAGAGCCCCGGGGGCCCUAACGACAAAAGCGCCCGGGGAGAGGACGCCGCGGGGCAGCGGCGCGCCGAGAAGCCCCGGGCACCCCCUGAGUCGGGAGCUGGUGAGGUCCACACUGCCGAGGAUGCUUCCAGGACAGGUGACGUUCCGAUAAAGACGGUCCCCCUGGUCGACUCUGAAGGUGGCAGCGGCCGGGCGUCUGCCGUCCCUGACCCUUCCUCUGUCGAUCCACCCUCAGACCCAUCGGCAGAUCGUAUUUGUUUGAUGUUUUCUGACGUGACUUCACUGAAAAGCUUUGACUCUCUUACAGGCUGUGGAGAUAUUAUUGCAGACCCAGAGGAAGAGGCAGGUCCCAGCUGUGACAAGCAUGCCCCCGGGCCAGGCAAGCCAGUCCUCUCUAAAAAGAACCCCAGCGUGGUGGCCUACCAAGGAGGAGGGGAAGAGAUGGCCAGCCCGGAUGAGGUGGACGACACCUAUCUCCAGGAAUUCUGGGACAUGCUCUCCCAGACUGAGGAACAAGGACCAGGGCCCCAAGAGGGAGCGGCUAAGGCGGCAGCUGCACUGGAGACCAAAGUGGUGCCAGAGACCUCCAAAGAUGCCAGGAGUGGAGAAGCGUCCAAGGACGUGUCCUUGGUCAAGCGCAGGAGGCUCAACAGGAUCCCCAUUGAGUCCCAUCCGAAGGAACAGCCCAAACACCCGGAGAAAGAGAAGGAGCAACCAGAAGGCGUCCCCAACAGUGACGAGGGCUACUGGGACUCGACCACUCCGGGUCCAGAGGAAGAAAGCGCCAGCAGUGGUAAAAAGGCUGGCAUCCCCCGGGAUAGCUACAGUGGGGAUGCGCUCUAUGAUCUCUAUGCUGACCCGGAUGGAAGCCCAGCAGUCCCUCCUGCCAACGAGGAGACGUCUUGCUUGUCCCGGUUAAAGCCUGUGUCUCCAGGAACCAUCACCUGUCCACUGCGAACACCAGGCAGUUUACUGAAGGACUCCAAAAUCCCUAUUAGCAUCAAGCAUCUCACGAACCUUCCAUCCAGCCAUCCAGUUGUGCACCAGCAACCAACCAGGAGUGAGAUGCCCAGAACAAAAAUUCCCGUCUCCAAAGUGCUGGUUCGCAGGGUCAGCAACCGGGGCUUGGCUGGAACCACCAUCCGGGCAGCGGCUUGCCACGAUAGUGCCAAAAAGUUGUGAGGUCUCCGAUGCCAAGGUGGAUGGGCCACAUAUCAAGGAAUACAACUUUCCCCCUGGAAACCAUUAAAGGAUAUUUGCUUCCCCUAAAGAAAGUCAUUUAGUGCAGCCCCCUUCUCUGGAGCCUGGACCUAUUAGGUCUUUGUGCUGGGAACAGGGGCAGGAUACAGCCGAGAGGGAGAUGCUACACCUGGAAUUCUCCUCUCAAGAUAAGUCCCUGAGAAUUAUUUUCAAGUACUUUUUUCUUUUUUUUUUUUUUUACCUUUAAAAAAUAUUUUUUUGUUCCUUUUUCUUUAAUACACUGAACCCUUGGAAGUCACCUUUACUUGCCUUUGCAGAAAACAAGACUUAACCAAACCUAAGUUAGCUCAUGCCAGGAUAUUGGGCUGUGCUAGAGUCAGAGGGCCUGGAGGAGUCAACUGCAGACCAGAGGACACUUCCCUUUCUUUCUUUCCGUUUCCUUUCCAGAGGUGGGUGGGGGGAAGACCCUUUUCUGUAUCACUGUGUGGAAAACAUCUAACAAAGCUGAAAGAACCAGGGAGUUACCCGAUCAAAAGGGAUUUUGGUUGACAGAAAACUUCCCUACUUUCGUUGGCUAGGUGUGCCAAUAGGUAUAUAUUUAUCACUUGGAAAAUAAAGAAAAGUUUUGGUUUGGUUGGUUUAGAUCAUUUGGGGAGAAAUAAAAGGCUUACAGAGUAGUUUUUCACUUUUUGUUUGUUUGUUUGGGGGGAUCACCUGCCCCUAUCUACCCAGUACAAAAAUCCAGAUCAGGGAAAGAUUUCACUAAAUGCCAAUAGAUACAGUAUUUUAGCAUUUAAAAUUUAACCUUCUCAUGUAGAUAAUGCAUAUUUUACAGCUCAUCCCACUGUUAAUAUUUUGUAAUCUGUCAAUACCCUGGAAUUUAAAAUCUGGUCUUAUAGCUGGAUAUGAUGACUAUCCCCAAACCAUUAGGUUCUUUUAUGUACUGUAACCUGAAACAGAGCUGGUUUUGGUUUAUAAGGGCUCUCUGGUCCUCAAAAAAGAUCUAUUGUGUUGGUGUCCCAGAAGAAUGGUUUUACCUUGUCUUGAUUAAGAGUCCAUUUGUUUUUCACCUCAAACCCUUGUUUUCAAAGAUUUUAUCUUAGUUAUAAAAUUUUAAACCCAACAUUUCAUCAAUGUUGGUGAGUCCAAAAUGAAGGACACAACAAAAAACCAUAGAAAGUAGUGUUUCCUGCCAUCUGACUUUUGCUUUAUAGAUCAUGGCUGAGACAGGUGUGUUUGGAGUGAAAUUGGCAAGCUUAUGCAUCAUAAACACAUUAUUCUAAGAUUUUUUUUGAGAAGCAGUUUAAUUAUAUGUAUGUUUUCUAUCUAAUAUUUCAGCCAAGACUUUUAUUCCAGAAAGGAUUAUUACAUGCCUGGUAGUUUGAAAGAUAAAGUGAAGCAGUUCCUAGAAUGCUAUUAGUGUCUAGUGACUAAAUUAAUAUCAUUUUGAAAUGUGCUUCAGUGUAUUCAAUCAAAAGGCCAGAGCUCCUUGUAGAGGUGAUUCAUCAUAUCAGGAGGAUUAUACAUAUGCAAGUGAAAACCCACAAUGUAAAUGACAUGAAUGCUUCUAUAACUCUCAUUUACCAGAGAUUACUAAGUAGUGGACUGUUAUUUUGUUUUUAAAUUUGUUUUCUGUUUUGUGAAAAAAGAAGACAAGUUAAAUAUAUGAAAACCUAUUUUGAUAAUAUGAAAUUGAAAUCAAAAGAAAACAAAUCUGAGUCAGUGAUGUGAGCAGCUUGUCUCCCAUUUUAAAUUCAGAAGGAUUGAAUUAGAAAAAGAGGUAGAAGCUUGUUGAAUUUCUUUAUUUAUUACUGGCUAUUAUUGUGUUGUCUCAGAUCCUUAAUGUUAUUUCAAAACAGUAUUUUAAUAUUUAAUAUCCUUAUAUCUCUAGAUAAGGAUCUUCCUGCAGACAUAGCUUUCAGGGUACUGAACACUAACUACAACAAAUUCAUACAAGCAUCUUGCACGUGCUCACGCACUCAACUGCGUACAAACUAACAGACAAAAGACAUCUAGAAAUAUUUAGCUUUAGGAAUAUCUUGGAAAUUAUUUCUGUUCUUGAGAAAGGACUUUGAAUUUGAUUUAAUGCUGACAGUACUAUUUAGACUCAAAAUACAUUCAUUUUCCCCCAGUGAAUCAGAGAAAACAUAAAUUUUAUUUCUAGCUGCAAAACAAAGGCUCUGUUUUUAUUUCCUUCUUGUGCAUUUUCUGGCAAGAAUUAUAUUGUCCUUUGUGUGACUCCAGGGCCAAGUUUUAUUUCCUCAUCUGUUCAGUUGUACAGUAAAAGUUAACAGUACCUGAAGAACUGAGAAAUUGUAAAGUCAAUCUAUUUCUAAAAGAUUAGAAGAAACAAUUUGUGUUUUUAUAAUUUGGGGACUUAUUUCUGCAAUGUACAGUAAAGUUUUAAGUUCUCCUGUCAAUUAAUUGAUUAUGAAAGAUUUAAAAUAUUUUAAAAGUUAUUUUCCCCAUAUUUUCAUAACUUUUAAAACCUGAUAUCUCUAAGAAUUGCACCCACACUAGUCAAAUGGGGGAUUUGGGCAAUGAAUUAAAUGGCCUCCAUCACUUGGUGGGGACCCCUGCAGUGGUGGGAGGAAUGGGUGGCCAACUUUUUCCAACUACAGGAGAAGAAUCAUAGUUGCUUUCUUGUGCCAAGGGCUACUUUGUCUCAUUUGAAUUAAUGGAGAUGAUUUUUAAAUAUUUUUCUCUCAAAUUCCAUGCCAAUUUUUAUUGAUGCACUCUCUAAUAACCCUGUAAAGAUUAUUUAGGCCCAUAGUUGCUGUUUUUUUUAAAGGGAAAGGUUAGAUAUGGGUGAAUCACACCUUUCCUGGGGUGUAUGAUUUAAACAUACUUAGUGGAUUAAUGCAACUUUGGACUAAGAGCUACCCAAAUUAGAGGGGGGAAAGACAAAUCAAUCGUUGGAACGGAAUUUACCAGUUUAAUAGCUUGGCACAAAGACAUCCUGACUUUUAUGAUCUAUAUUAUACUUACAAUGUGACUUGAAACAUCCUAUUUGAUGGUUGGUGCUUUUACCCUUCCAUUAACACCAAGUGGGAGAAAUUUUAUUUACUACAGCAUUUUAGAUAAUCACAAGAUGAAAGAAAAUUUUUGUCAUUUCACCUAAUAACAACAAUGGGAUAUAGAGCAUUAAGGACUUCCUUUGGAUACAUUUCCCAUCAAUUAUCUGACUCUUUAAAUACAGGUUUUUAAUCUAUGAAGAUAAUGGCUGACAGAAUUUAAAGGUUUCAUGCAUUCGUCACAGUAGUUUUCAAGUUUUGCAUUUAGAUGAAUAUGCCAAGAGCCCUUUCCUGACCAAUUAUCAAGGUAGAAAGAUUAUAUCAGUUGUCAACAUUGCUUUGACUGAACCUUCUAAGAGUUUCCAUUAUUUACCUCUUUGUCAGAUUAAUUUUCCUAGGUGACUCUUUACUGUGAGUUCUGAAUGAAGAGACUGACUCCUGUAGCAUUUUGUCUGUCCCUUUAUUUACACCAUAGUUGCUUAGUACCCUUAUCAGAAACGGGGCACUUUGCAUGACGUUGAGUUAGCAUGUCUGGACCAUGUUAACAUGUUGGAACUCAUUCUUGGUUUAGUUAUUCUAAAUUUCUGUCUUGAAUUACAAAUAGAUGGAUUUGGCCUCCCUGUUUGUACUGAGAUAUGUCCUAGUACAUUCACAGGUACUUUUCUUUUUUCACUUCAUACUACUCUUUUAUUUUUUUCAUUACUAAGAAAUCAAGACUUUAAAUGAUUGAGAAAAAGGCAUCCUAUUUGCUUCUUAUUUUAAACAGCAUGGCUGUUUUAAACAUCUGGAUGGAAUUAGAGAAACCCAAGUACCUCAGCUCACACCUCUCUUUUUCUCCUCCUCCAGGCAGAGCAAGGAAUGGAUGACUCGGUUAUUCGUGCAAAGUCACACUUAGUCUUUCAAUCCAUUACCCCAAAAUAUUUAUAAAACAGGUUAGGACCAAAGGGCUACUAGGGGAGACCAAGGUCUUAGACAGCUGGUGUGGGAAAGCAAAAGGCCCUCGCUGAUUUCAUAAAAAGAAGUCGCCACUGUCUGUGAGGUGUGGCUCCUCCCCCAUGGCGGUAGUGGAGUUGUCCCCUUGUCUGUCUCUGAAGACCCUCUCCUGGCUGUCACAGAUUGCUCCUUAGAAGCCUUUCCACUGUGAUAAUGGCUUGAAGGAGACAGACGGUUGCACUGAGAGCCACUUAGAAAGGAUAAAUUAUCCUUCUGCAGAUGUUUUAACGGGUGAUUCCCAAUGCUAGUUUCAUGAUCAUGGAAAAGAGUUCCUGCUCAAACUGAAAAAGGAAAGAUGAAAGUAGUCACUAAACGCACGUCCAGAGCUGAAAAUGGGCAGUUUUGAUGAUUGGUGUUUACUUGAACUAAGUGCAACACAUUUUUAUGGGACAGAUACCAUAUCUAAUACUUAAUAAUAACCCCUUCCGUUUGGGGUUUCAUUCAUUCUGCUGUAAUUGGAUUUUCUUAAUAUUCAUUAAAUGACUUUAUUUUACCUUUUUUUUUGUAUUUGUAUUUGUUGCUUAUAGUUUGUGGGAUGGAGCAGAGUGAGAUGAGUUAAGCAAAUUCCUCUAACAAUAAUAACAGUAAUUACAAUAUAAUGUGUGUUGACGACUUACUAUGCUCCAGGCACUUAUAGCAGCUUUACGGAUAUUUACUUAGUCCUCUUAUGGCCAUAGGGGAGAGGCAACAUUGUCUUCCUAGUAUGAAACCUUUAAUUCAUCCUUUUUGUUUGUUUCUAAUCCCUUUCCACCUCUGUCCUGCUCUGUGUCUCUGUCUCUGUUGCUCUCUGUUUCGGUGUCUCUGUCUCUCUUUUUCCUUCCUGGGACAAGGGCUAUAAAUACUUUAGUGUCCUAGGGUAACACAAGAGCUAAGAACUGCUGGAGUCAUUAAACAGUUCACUUUCACCAGGAAAAGCUCACCCAUGUCCACGCAGCUUUACGUCUAAGAUGAUGGUGCUCACAGUCACUCACAGGGAUCCCUGCCACGCUUCGUUAGUGAGUAGGAGAACACGGGCCUUCCUUCAGAGCUGUCUUCUCCUUUCAGGGAUGAACAUGGAAAGUACAGACAGAAAGCUCUUCUGCUGUCGUAGUAAUACUUCUUCCCUGAUAGGAUUUCCGAAUUCCAAGCACGCUUCACUUGUUUGCUUAAGCCCAAUCUAGGCUUGUUCUGGCUGUUGCGUGCUUUUAUUUUAUUUAUUUUUUAAUUAUAGUAAACAUUUAACAUAAGAUCGACCCUAUUAGCAAUUUUUAAGUGUAUAAUACAGUAUUGUUAACUACAGACACAUUGUUGUACAGCAGAUUGUUAGAACUUACUCAUCUUGAUGUAACUGAAACUUUAUCCCUAUUGAUCAGCAACUCCCCCAUUCCUCUUUCCCUCAGUCCCUGGCGACCACCAUUCUACUCUCUGAUCCUAUGGAGUCUGACUAUUUUGAUACCUCAUGUAAAUGGAAUCAUGCAAGCAUUUGUCUUUCUGUGACUGGCUUAUUUCACUGAGUAUCAUGUCUUCCCGCUUUAUCCCUGUUGUCAGAUGCUAGGAUUUCCUUCUUUUUUUGAAAGCCGAAUAAUAUUCCAUUAUAUGUAGAUACCGCAUCCAUUUUGUCAACAUCAUGGCUAUUGUGAAAAAUGCUGGAAUGAACAUAGGAAUGAUAAUAUUUUUUCAAGGUCCUGAUUUCAGUUCUUUUUGUUAAAUAUCCAGAAGUGGGAUCACUGGCUCAUAUGGUCAUUUUAUCUUUGAAUUUCUAAGAACUUUCCAUAGACUUUUCCACAGACGCUGCACCAGUUGACAUUCCCGCCAACAGUAGGGCCACUUUCUCCACAUCUUCACCAACACUUAUCAUCUGGGGUGUUUGUUGAAAUGGUAGCCAAUUGAGUUAUCCUUUGCCUUGAUGCAGUUCUGAAGUCCAGAUAUAAGCACCUGGCUCUUUCAGAAAUAGUGCAUCCUAUGUUCUGUCUGUGGCCAUUGAAUAAUACUGACCUUUAUUUUCUGAUUCAUUAAUUUGCUCAACAAGUAGUCAUUCAGCUCCUCUAAGUCAAUCACCAUGAAAGUAUUUUGUAUUUAAUUCUAAUAACUAGCAUGGGCUGUGUGUUUACUACAGUGCCAGGAGUGGAGCUCUGUGCUGUAUUUUACAUUGCUAUCUUUACUGUUCACAAGAACCAUGUAAAGUAUAUAUUGACUCCAUUCUCCAGAGGAAGAAAAUAAUGUUUGGAAAGGAUAAAAACCAUCUUGACCAAAGUCAUUCAUUUAGUAGGUAAUAGGGGCAGCAUUUGAACCAGAAAUUUAACUCUACAGCUGAUGCUUUAACUGUAAAUAUUUUUUUAGCCAUGAGAAUCAAUUUUUGUAUUACUUGUUUUAAAUAAGAAAUUGAUCAAAGUUUUGAACUGCCAGUGUCAAACAAGAUUUUUAUGAUGGUGCACCUCAUUAAAACAAUGACUACUUUUAGUUAAAAGUGAACUUGGUUUUUAAAAUGUUAGUUGAUGGCCUUUCAAUAAUCCAAAUUACCUACAAGUCUAAAAGGUCUAUCUCAGAGUCUAGCAGACUUUUUUCUCACCAAAAAAUUGGGCCCUAGUCACCAGUUAUUUUUUGAGCUAUAUAUUAACUGGUCUAAAAUCUGAUAGAUACUUUGACAAUAAUAAAACCAGCAAAGUAAUUUCCAUAGUGAAUUCAUCAGGUUGCAACCUGAGUUACGAUGCCUCUCUCUGUAUUUAGGGAAAAUCAGUUUGAAAUUACACUGCUGUCACAACUCAUGAGAUUAUUUUACUGACAUACAAGUUACCUACAUUUGGUCCAAUUUUUUUCUGACUUUUAGAUCUCAAUGAGAUGCAGUUGAAGAAUUCAGCAACAAUGGUUAUUCUAUUGAUUUGAAAACUGGGACGAUUUUUGGAAAUUAUUCAAGAGUUGGAUAGAGUAACUAUGUGACAAGACACAUUUUAAAUAAAAUGCAGCCCGGGUUCCCAUUAUUUGAGGCACAUUAAACUUUCUCAGAUACUUUCAGACCUGGAUCACUUAAUAAACUACAGCAGAAAUACUAAAACUAUCCAGUCAGGUAACAUGGGGCAUGGAGCAGAUACACAGUUAACACUUUCCACUUCAUUUCAUGACCCCAGUUAGCCUGAAGGAAUUAACAAACCUUCUUAAAUACCUACGUGAGAACCAUUUAUUCCUCCUCUAGGCACUUAUUUCUAAAUAAAGGUGGAAAAACUCUAACAAAGACUAUUUAAUAUUUUUAUUGCUUCCAGGAUAAAUUUAAUUAAACACAGAGGAUCGGAUAGUGGUAGAACUAUCAAGAAUAUCAGGGAAAAUGGUGUUGAUGUUAUAAAGCAAAGUAAAUUUGUGUCAUUUUUACUUGUCACCAGCUUCCUAGCAAGCUCACUGUGAACUUCAGGUUUUGCCCAACUUGUUUAUAUGAAGCAUCUCAGUGUAACAGAAGGAAUAGCAGAUUAUUUGAAAAUGGUGACAAAGAGAACCUAAAUGAGAGACCCCAUUUCUAUAAUUAGUUUCCCUGAAAGUCAGGCAUGUCUUUAAGGACAAGCUGUUGGCUGUAUUAUUUUUGUGCACAGGAGGAAAAUUGUUAGUAGGUUUAUAGAUAUUAUUUUUAUAAUAGAAUGUUAAUCCCCUGAAAAACAUCAAAAGUUGUCUCCUAGAACUAACUCUAUGUUUUCAAAACUUGUUUUAAAAAAGGAUUCUAAAUAGCAAUAGGAUCUUUUCUUCCUUCUCCACUCCAGUGGUUUCAUGGGAUAGAUGAAUCAAUGUUUAUAUUUUUAAACCUGUAAAUAUUUUAUUUUGGGUAUUUUGUAUAUUUGUUGAUAUAAUUCCAUUUUGUGCAUAUAUAUAUAUAUAUACCAUUGUGCAUGUUGCUGUUUUUGAUAGUCACUCUUCCAAUGAAUGUAAGAAGCUUGGACUAAUAGCACUUUCCUUGUUUCAUUCAACCAUCUUAAAAUGAAAAUACAAUGCUGCCAUUUUAACUGUUGUGUUUAAUUUUUAACUGUUGUGUUUAAUUCAGUCAAUAAAAUUUGUUGCUCCUUUGCAUUUAAAAA
This is a messenger RNA of Ictidomys tridecemlineatus (thirteen-lined ground squirrel), 10247 nucleotides long. It is a transcript of the gene Amer2, whose product is annotated as APC membrane recruitment protein 2. The record is from RefSeq and is a predicted model, not a curated record. Gene Ontology annotation, molecular function: phosphatidylinositol-4,5-bisphosphate binding; beta-catenin binding. Gene Ontology annotation, cellular component: plasma membrane. Gene Ontology annotation, biological process: regulation of canonical Wnt signaling pathway. NCBI's taxonomy places the organism in Eukaryota, Metazoa, Chordata, Mammalia, Rodentia, Sciuridae.